Messenger RNA from Egretta garzetta (little egret), 1847 nucleotides. RefSeq names its product Mab-21 domain containing 2 (gene MB21D2). The transcript has a single exon. The coding region runs from base 24 to 1286 and encodes 420 amino acids. The record is from RefSeq and is a predicted model, not a curated record. NCBI's taxonomy places the organism in Eukaryota, Metazoa, Chordata, Aves, Pelecaniformes, Ardeidae.
UUCUCUUUCUCUCUUUUGCAGGCAUGGUUCAGAAACUUGACCAGAAGCUGCCUGUAGCCAACGAGUACCUGCUGCUUUCAGGUGGCGUGCGGGAAGGUGUGGUGGACAUUGAUCUUGAUGAGCUGAAUGUUUAUGCACGAGGCACAGACUAUGACAUGGACUUCACCCUGCUUGUGCCUGCACUGAAGCUGCAUGACCGCAACCAACCAGUCACGCUGGACAUGCGCCACUCAGCUUUGUGCCACUCCUGGCUGAGCCUGCGUCUGUUUGAUGAGGGAACUAUCAGCAAAUGGAAGGACUGCUGCACGAUCGUGGACCAUAUCAAUGGAGCUACCAAUUAUUUCUUCUCUCCAACAAAAGUUGCAGACUGGUUCUAUGACUCCAUUAGCAUUGUCCUCUCUGAGAUCCAGAAAAAGCCUCAGCGAGGGAUGCCAAAGGUGGAGAAGGUAGAAAAGAAUGGGACUAUCAUAUCCAUCAUUUUGGGAGUGGGCAGCAGCCGCAUGCUGUAUGACAUUGUCCCUGUGGUGUCCUUCAAAGGUUGGCCAGCUGUGGCCCAGAGCUGGCUGAUGGAGAACCACUUCUGGGAUGGGAAGAUCACAGAGGAGGAAGUCAUAAGUGGGUUUUACUUAGUGCCUGCAUGUUCCUACAAGGGGAAGAAGGACAAUGAAUGGAGGCUGUCAUUUGCCAGAAGUGAAGUGCAGCUGAAAAAGUGCAUUUCCAGCAGCCUCAUGCAAGCCUAUCAGGCCUGCAAAGCUAUCAUCAUCAAAUUGCUGUCCCGCCCCAAAGCCAUUAGUCCAUAUCACUUGCGGAGCAUGAUGCUGUGGGCUUGCGACAGGCUACCAGCCAACUACUUGGCCCAGGAGGACUACGCAGCCCAUUUCCUCUUGGGUCUCAUUGAUGAUCUCCAGCACUGCUUGGUCAACAAGAUGUGCCCUAACUAUUUCAUCCCCCAGUGCAACAUGCUGGAGCAUCUCUCUGAAGAAACCGUCAUGCUGCAUGCGCGGAAGCUGUCCUCAGUCCGCUCAGACCCUGCCGAACACCUUCGAACUGCCAUCGAACAUGUCAAAGCAGCCAACCGGCUAACACUAGAGCUCCAACGGCGGGGCAGUACCACCAGCAUCCCCUCCCCGCAGUCAGAUGGAGGGGACACCAACCAGCCUGAUGACCGAUUAGCCAAAAAGUUGCAACAGCUAGUGACUGAGAACCCUGGGAAGUCCAUCUCCGUCUUCAUUAACCCCGAUGAUGUCACAAGGCCUCACUUCAGAAUUGAUGAUAAAUUUUUCUGAGCUUUUGUCAAUGUUUCUUGGGAUUUUUUUCUUUUGUUUCAUUUUUAAAAACUCUUGCAGCGUGCUGGUUUUUUCAUUUGGUUUCAUUGAUGACUUAGUCUCUUGUUUUUUACAUAUCCAGCGUAGAUUGGAUCUGUUGAGAACAAUCUGAAUAAAUUAUAACUCCUGGUUCUGCAGGACGGUGCAGAUUUUGAAGCAGUGUAUUAGUAUUUCAUAUGCUGCUUUAAUUUUUUUCACCCAGCCCCAUUGUCUGUGAGUAGUUUCUAAAGGAGAACAUGCACCGUAAACACACAUGCCACAGUGUAAUGUAGAUUUUUUUUCAAGCUUCCAUAAUUUAUGUACAUUGUUGGGCCUGGGGAAGGGAGAACUUACCUUCUGUUGCUUCAGAAAUUCGCUUCUUUUUCCAUGAGCUUCCACCACCCUAAAGAAAUGAGGAGAGACACUGGGUUGGAAAGCACUACCGGUAAUUUGACGAGGCCAAAUCUACUGGGUCAUCUGUUCUUCACACUUCUUACACUAGGGGAGAAAGUUGACUUCAGAUAUGAUGAUGCCGCUUUUGGG